This is a messenger RNA of Colletotrichum spaethianum, 3369 nucleotides long. RefSeq lists its product as uncharacterized. The coding region runs from base 1 to 3369 and encodes 1122 amino acids. Gene Ontology annotation, biological process: regulation of mitotic cytokinesis. Gene Ontology annotation, molecular function: GTPase activator activity. The record is from RefSeq and is a predicted model, not a curated record. Lineage: Eukaryota; Fungi; Ascomycota; Sordariomycetes; Glomerellales; Glomerellaceae. The transcript has 2 exons.
AUGCAGACCGUUCCCAGUCUCGUGGGAACUGGCACUGCCGUUGCUGCAGCGGCCCUCGGUCUCGUCUUUGCCCAUCCCGACGACGAGUCGAGUUCCACACAGUCUGCCUCGAACAAGAGGAAACUAGCCUCAGACCAAGACAUUCCUCCGAAUCAUCGACUGAGCAAUCCCCCUGUCUCGUCGCGCCCCGGCACCAGUUCUUUCGCCCAGUUGCCGACUCCCACAGACGACGCACGCUACACCACGCUCCCCAACCACCAAUUCUCCUUUUCCAACUCGAACGAGCCCUCGUCCCCGCGCCCGUCCCGCCCCCUCAGCUCGCACUUCAGCUUUGCGCCGUCGUUGCUGCACAGCAGGAGAGCCUCGUACGUGAAGCAGGGAGACCAGCCCGCACCGCCCUCCGUCACGGAGGAUUCGAGGGACUCUGUUUCGUCCAAUGGGUCCUGGAUGAGGCGCUUGUCACUCCGGCCAUUGUCACAACACGGAAGCAUCAGAUCAAGCCUGGGUCUCGACAGCCAGUCCGUCGCCUUUUCACACGGUUCCGCAGCCCCGAUUUUGUCACCGACCGGCUCGAUCCCUCCACCGCUGCCACCAAAUAAACUAGUAAAGCGACCGCCUUCGGCACACCAGAAUGGUCCUGUGAUGCGCCGCCGUUCCAAGACGCACCUUCCCAGUCUUCGCCGACCCGCGACCAGUCACCAGAGAUCCGCCACCCUGCACCAGAUCCAUCACGACGUAAAUCUCAUCGAGCCCAUUCCCGAACCCAAAUUCUCCUUCGACCACUACCUCCAUCACGCGGGAGACGGUGCGUUGCCUUCACCGCGACCAGAAGACGACUCGACUUCCCAAAAACCGAAAUCGAGCACCAAGUGGACCUCGUUCUUCCACACGCGCAGAGUCAAUGUCACUGCACGAAGCGCUCCCGAUCGCCUAAUUGACCGCAGUCCCAGCACCCGAUCCUCCUUGGCCACAACAAAACGCAUACUGGUGUCUAGCAACGGGAAGCAGAGCAUUUACCUAAUUGGUGGUGGUAUGCUAGGCGCCACUGUUCCGCCUUUCGAGGACGUCCCAUCGCUUGUGGAGGACGCAGUUGUGGUUGACGAUACGCGCGACCAAGUUGGCGGCGAAAAGGAACCCGAGGAAGACGACACCCCAGAAACACCAGAAGAUACGCCGACCAAACGCACGAGAAUCUCGAUGCAUUUCAACUCUCCAAACUGGAUCCCGAGGUCGGGCAGCCUUCGGCGCUCAAAGCGCGGGGCGGGUUCUCGAGGUGGUGGUGGGAGCAAGCGGCAUGUGUCCGCGCCUACGACGACAUCCCCCGGUCGCGCCCAAGACGGCCAUGUUGCGUCUGCGGACGCAGACGACUCCCAAACGUCGCCAAAGCACCAAACAGCCGCCAACCUGGACCCCGCAUCUGCUGCACAGUUCAACCCACGCAGUCGCAACUCUUCAUCGCCUUUGCCUCCGCUUUCGCGACUUUCCAGCUUCAACGUCGACAUUUCCAAACUCGGCUCCUCAGGGGGCGCCACUCCGUCGCCCCGUUCUAUCCAACCCUCCGGCAGUUCCCAGGGCUCGUCGGCGUUCGCUGCGUACAACCGCAGUGCUCAGACCGAUCGAAGCUCCACUAUGAACAGCUCCGACUUCGAUGCUAGGGAUUUCAUCUCGGGCGAUGACGACACGGAUUUCAAGAGCGAGACUGUCUUCGACUCAUUACGGACUGCCGAGUCCGAUCGUAAUCGCGCAGUCGAGACCCCGCUCGACCACAUGUUUGACGAGUCGCCGCCAAGCACUGCUGGACAUCCCAGGACCAAGCGACUGUCCAUUCAAGAGAUUCUCGGCCGUUCAUGGGACGCCGAUGACAGGAUCAUGGAAGAGGAUGAGAAUAUGCCGACGCCGGUUCGUGUCAAUCAUGAGCCAAGAAUACGCACCGAUUCCGAUGUGAUGGCGCCCCGCUACAGUCUUGAGCGACCUUCGAACGAGUAUUCGCUUGGAAGCAAGGACUUUGGCCGCUUAUCAAUCGAAGAUGAUUUUGACGACGACUGGGCUCGCGACGAGGACGAGAUGGCCUACAGCAAUCAGCUCUCGCCCCCCAGUUCGAUGAACUCCCGCGGCGUCAGCCCUAAUUUGCGCAUGGCGCUCGCCAGCAUUAGUGGCAAUGGCAACGCCGACGCGGCACACGAUCCCAGCGAGAGGCCACGCAGCAACAUAUUUGACUGGAGCGAGCCGACCCAGGACAAGUCGGACCAUGGCAGCUCGUUUCGGCCCAAGACUGCCUAUGGAAAGCAGGAACUUGACAUUAGAGGUGGUCGCGCGGCAAUUCGAAAGGGCCCCACGGCCAUGCACGUCCGCAGCCAGAGUGUCCCCGUAGUACACGAUCCCACAGAUAGCGCGACGAUGAACCCAAAGUUUGGCACUUGGGGACUGAGCAGCAAGACUGUGAGCGAGGACUGGGACGACGACUUUGAGUUUGGCGGCAACGAGAGUGAAGACCAGGAAGCUGACAGCGCAUUCGCCAUGGUUGUCCCCGCCUCCAUCCAGGCCUCCCAGCCCAGCCUCAAGCAGCACUCCGGACACAUCAGAGAGUUGUCUCUGCUCGUCAACGAUCUCAAACGCUUGUGUCGACUUGGCCGGGAUUUGGACAUGCUCGGUGGCUCUAAUGCCGGUGUCUGGAAGGAAGCUGAGGGGAUCAUCGCGCUCGCAUCGCCCGACGAAGAUGAGUUGGAGGGCAUGGACGUAGACUCUUCGUCCAUCAUGAGUGGGUUUGACGCUGUGUCUCCCGCCCCCAUCGAGAAGGAAGAUCCCUUCGACGAGGUUCACGAGCUGAACGUGUCCAAGACGGCUGUCAUUCGUGAACGACCUGCAGGUCGCAGACGUUCUGUCUUCUCGCCUGACGACGACAUAUUUGGCGGAAACAGCCCCGCCCCGGAUGAGCUUCCUCCUCCCCGCCCGAGAACACCUGAGAACAACAUCAACAUGGGCGGUCACGACGUCACCGACAUUGUCAGAUCCGUCCUCGACGCCAUGCAGCAGCGGUCUGUCUCUGACUCGGCGCGCGAUGACAAGCUACACUUUGGCACCAACAGCCUCAAAGCUUUGGUCAAGCGCGCAGGCGAUCUUCGGGACACACUGUCAGAGGUUGUACGCCGCGCAGAUCAGAUCACGUCGAGCCCUGCACGGACUCCCCGUCAGCACAGCGAUAGCCCGGCUUUCACUCGGGUCUUUACCCCGGAACACACCCCGUCCCCGUCUAGCCCACCGAAGAAGUUACCUCACAGCCGGAGCACAAACUCUGGGCUCGGCCGUGCAUCUGUCGACGCUUCGCCAUCAAGCGGCUUGCAACGGAUGCAAAUGAUGACUGUCAGCUGA